Messenger RNA from Physella acuta, 3098 nucleotides. Its product is annotated as protein O-mannosyl-transferase TMTC3. The record is from RefSeq and is a predicted model, not a curated record. Gene Ontology annotation, biological process: protein O-linked glycosylation via mannose. Lineage: Eukaryota; Metazoa; Mollusca; Gastropoda; Physidae. Gene Ontology annotation, molecular function: protein binding; mannosyltransferase activity. Gene Ontology annotation, cellular component: endoplasmic reticulum.
GUAUGGCAACAAGAUGGUAGCAUCCAUAGAAUUUAUUUUUUACAGACAAUAAUAUUUUUAUUUAAACAGCACACACUGUUGUUAACAUGUAUGAUGCAUUAAACUGCCUAAGGCAACAUUAAGAGGAUGGAACAGUUUGUUUUCCUAUCACUUUUGUUAUGUGCUGUUGUUGCAUUGGUCUAUCACAAUGCCAUCUGGUGUGGAUUUGUUUUUGAUGAUAUGUCAGCAAUAGUAGACAACAAAGAUCUCCGGCCAAACACUCCAUUUUUUGACUUGUUUCUUAAUGAUUUUUGGGGCACACCAAUGCAUAAGGAAAAAAGCCAUAAAUCCUAUCGACCACUAUGUGUUGCUACAUUUCGAUUGAAUUACGCUAUUGGUGAACUAGAUCCUCUUGGCUAUCAUCUUAUGAAUGUUGUUCUACAUGCUAUUGUCUGUGUUAUGUUUAUGAGUGUUUGCACAAUGUUUAUGACUGGAGGGACAAGUUUUUUGGCUGCAUUACUGUUUGCAGUUCAUCCAAUUCACACUGAAGCAGUAACAGGAGUGGUAGGCAGAGCUGAAACAUUGUCAUCCAUUUUUUUCUUAGGAGCCUUUAUAUCUUAUUCAAAGUCAACAGGAUACAGAAAACCUACAGAAUGGAAUCACCUGCUGUUAACUGUCUUGCUGGUAACAGUUGCUAUGCUGUGUAAAGAACAGGGAAUAACUGUGAUUGGUGUAUGUUGUGUCUAUGAGAUCUUUAUUGUUCAAAGGUGCACAGUGCAGGAUUUGUGGUCAAUAUUUCAAGGAAUUUUGAGAGGAAAGUCUGGCAUACCUAGUUGGCUAAAAACAUCAUUAUUUCGUGGUGGAUUCCUGGUGUUUUCUACUACAUUCCUUCUAUUUGCAAGAAUCAAGGUUAUGGGAGCUCAGUUACCAGUAUUUACAAAUUUUGACAAUCCAGCUUCUACCUCACCAACACCUGCUCGCCAGCUUACCUUCAACUACCUACUUCCAGUCAAUGCCUGGCUGUUGCUGAACCCAUCAGGUCUUUGCUGUGAUUGGACCAUGGGUACCAUCAAAGUUAUUACAUCUAUUUUUGAUCUCCGCAAUCUGUGCACUGUUGUGUUCUAUGCUGUUAUGGCAGCAUUAGGAACAUAUGCUAUAUUCCAGCAGACACAGAGGUCCAGAACUGUUGUUAUGAGCUUAGCUGUUAUGAUACUUCCAUUCAUUCCUGCAUCCAAUUUGUUUUUUCCUGUUGGUUUUGUUGUUGCUGAGAGAAUCCUAUAUACCCCUAGUUUUGGCUUCUGCAUGUUGGUGGCCCUUGGAUUUCAAAUUUUAAAAGAAAAAGCACAAUCUGGAAAAUUUUUGAUUGAAGGUUUGCUCGCAUUAUUAUUGGUGUCACAUGGAGCCAAAACAUAUUUCCGCAAUUUUGACUGGGAAUCAGAAUAUUCCAUAUUUCGUGCUGGUCUUAAGGUCAACCAAGGAAAUGCAAAACUAUUCAAUAAUGUUGGUCAUGCGCUUGAGAAGGUGCACAAGUUUUCUGAAGCCCUUGAUUAUUUUGAAAAAGCAGCCAGUGUUCAACCAGAUGAUAUUGGUGCACAUAUCAAUGUCGGUCGCACCUAUGUAAAUCUUAACCAGAGCCAUCCUGCAGAGAAAGCCUAUCUCAGAGCUAUCAGUCUUUUCCCUCCAAUAAUUAAAGGAAAGUCAUACCAAGCCAGGGUAGCACCAAACCAUUUGAAUGCAUACCUGAACUUGGCAAAUCUUGUAUCUAAGGAUCCUAAUAGAUAUGCUGAAGCAGAUCAGUUGCUAAGACAAGCUAUUACAAUGAGAGCUGACUUUGUGGAAGCUUACAUCAACUUAGGAGACAUUCAAGUCAAACAAGGAAGAAUUGAGGAGGCCAAACAAACUUAUGAAGCUGCUUUAAGACAAGACCCAUCAAAUGCUGAUCUAUUUUAUAAUCUAGGUGUAGUGUUGCUUGAACAAAAUCAAACACAACUGGCUAGGAAAAAUUUUGAAUUAGCACUACAGCAUAAUCCUGAUCAUUGGCAAUCUCUUUACAACUCUGCCAUCCUGAUGCAAGAGGCUGGUGAUCCAAGAGACCGAGAUCUAGCUUUGAAAAGACUUGAGCGACUAAAAUUACAGAAGGGAGAAGACCCAAAAGUCUACUUUAAUUAUGCCAUGUUGGCAAUGGAUGACCACAAAUUUGAGUUGGCUGAAACAAACUUCAGGAAAGCAAUUGAGCUUGAUCCAAAAUUUCGAAGUGCACUCUUUAACCUGGCAUUGAUGCUAGUGAAUAAUCUGAAACGCCCUUUAGAUGCUGUAUCUAUAUUAAAUCAGCUACUUGAGCAUUACCCUGACCAUGACAAAGGAUUAAUUUUAAUGGGAGACAUUAAUGUAAACACGUUAAAAAAUCUUGAUGCUGCAGAGAAUAAUUUCAAGAGUAUUUUGAGUAGAAAUCCAAAAAAUAGCCAAGCUAUGCACAAUUUAUGUGUUGUUUAUGUUGAACGUGGUGACUUGCUUCGAGCUGAAAAAUGUCUUAUACAAACACAAGAGCUGGAUCCAACUGCCCAGUAUAUACAAGAUCAUCUCAAAAUUGUUCGCAACAAAAUAGCUGAGGUAAGAAAACGUAUGGAAGCAGAAAAGCAGAAAUCUGGCCAACCCCAAACUCAACAAGGCCAGAAUAGGGAAAAUGUCACCCCUCCAAAGCAAACAAGAUAAUAUAUUUUACUUGGUUUAUAUGUACUUUAGUACAUGACUUUGUCUACCAUUUUGUUUAUAACUCAGUAAACAUAUCAUUAUAUUUUUUAUUUUAUAUUAUAUAUCAGCUUUAGUAAUUCAUAUCAUCAUUGUUCUUACUCUGUGAUUACAUUGUUAUUGUAUAUAUACAAAUAUACUGGUUAUUAUACCAAUUAUAUUAUAGGGAAUAUCUACACAUCUCCAUUAACACUGAAUUUCUAACUGUCUCAGGUAGUAUUAUGGAGCUUUUAUUGAUUCUAAGGUGUGACUAUACAUAACAAAAACAAUUAUUUAAAUAUACACCAUUCAUGAAUUCAUGCUGCAUUUUAAACACGGUUGUUCCUUUAUUGUUAAUGUUCAGUUUUCCUUUUUUCUUUAUUUAUUAAAUG